Darwinula stevensoni is the source of this 453-nucleotide messenger RNA. Lineage: Eukaryota; Metazoa; Arthropoda; Ostracoda; Podocopida; Darwinulidae. The record is from the annotation of a GenBank genome assembly.
GCGAUCACCUCUAGGGACCUGAGCGCCCUGAACAUCGGGGGCAUCAACACCCUGUCCCGCUCCGCAGAGCACAUCUACUCCUCGCUCCACGGCGACGGCGGGAAGAAGCUGGGCUCCAGGGCCCGGAAGCCCCUCAGCCUCGGCAAGGGCCCGUUCGGCUCCAUCUCCCGCGUCUUCGCCAGGGCUUCCAAGCAGAGAAAGUCUCUGGAGGCUGCUGGUACUUACGAUGCCAUCGCGGAUUAUUUGAGCGAGCGCCAGAGCUGGAGCCCCCGGAGUUCCCUGUGUGCAUCUCCAUUGCGCGAGGACAAUUACUCGGAGAAGCUGCGGCUCCUGGAGGAGGCGCAGAGGAUCCCGAUGGAGCAGUGGAGGGCCGGGACCCUCCAGGCCUGGCUGGAACUCUCCCUCGGCAUGCCGCAGUACGCGGUCAUCGUCGCCGAGAACGUCAAGAGCGGG